AUAUCGGGACAUUUUCACCCAGCAGUUCUUCUCAUUUACAUCUGAAAGAAAAAAAACCCUAAACUGUAGCUUAUUUGAUAGAGAAUUUUGCUCCUUCGACGCCGCUCCCCGCCCUGCCGACGCCACCACCGCUUCAUACGCCACAACUCUCCAAUCUAUCUCUUGUGAAGGUUUUGGAAAGAAGAAAUGUAUAAUGGAAUUGGAUUACAGACCCCGAGAGGGUCAGGGACAAAUGGGUAUAUACAGACCAAUAAAUUCUUUGUGAAGCCAAAGACCGGUAAAGUUGCUCAUGACAUUAGAGGAUUUGAGGGCGAUCAAGGCACUGCUGGAAUUUCCAAGAAACCUAAUAAGGAAAUUCUUGAGCAUGAUCGCAAGCGCCAAAUUGAACUCAAACUUGUUGUGCUCGAAGAUAAGCUAAUUGAGCAAGGUUAUACUGAUGCUGAGAUUCAGGAAAAAGUUGACGAAGCUCGGAAGACUUUGGAAGCUUUUGCUGCUGCUUCUGAGGAAAGCGACGGACCUACUGCUCUUGGGGUUUCUGAAACUAAGCUUUCAGAUACACAAUCCCAUCAAAUCGCUGCUAGGAAGGAGAAACAGAUGGAAACAUUAAGAGCUGCUUUUGGGAUAUCAGUAGCUGAACCUGGUGAAAUAAUUGCUGAUGACAAUGAUGAUGGACUACUUAACCGCGAGAAACGUGAACAUGCUUUUUUGGAUAGAGAUUAUAGCAGGAAGAAGCAUACAGGCGAGGCAAAGUUUGAGAUGGAUGAUAAGAAAAAGAAGAAUAAAGAAAAAAACGAAUUUGAUGAUUCGAAACACUACAAGAAGAGAGAAAGAAGUAAAAGGAAUCAGAAAGAUUUGUCUGAUACUGAAACUGAUACUGAUUCAGAAUACGAUAAGAACAGAGUUUCAAAGAACCAUGAGAAGAGCGGAAGACAUGACAGUGACAGUGAUGAUUCUGCCAGUGAUGAUGAUAUCCAUUUUGACAGUGGGAAGAAAGAGAAAAAGAAUAGAACCAAAAAAUCCAUGAAAAGCAGAAGAUAUGAAAGUGAUACCGAUGAUUCUGAUAAUGACGGUGGCCGUGAUUCUGAUAAUGGAAGGAAGAAAAGGAAGAAUAGAACAGAAAAAUCCAUGAAAAGCAGAAAACACAAUGGCAGUGAUGAUUCUGCUAGAGAUGAUAGCAGUGAUUCUGAUAUUGGGAGGAUGAAGAAGAAUAAAAUUUUGGAGAAAUCCACAAAAAGCAGAAGGUAUGAAAGUGAUAGUUAUGAUGGCAGUGAUUCUGAUGGUGGGAAGAUGAAGAAAAAGAGAACAUUGGAUAGACCUAUUAAAACUAGAAGACAUGACAAUGAUAGCAGCACUGAUUCUGAUGAUGGGAAGAAGAAGAAGAGCAACAUGGGGAGACCUACGAGAAGUAGAAGACAUGAUAGCAAUAGCGAUAGCUCUGAUUCUGAUGAUGGGAAGGUAAAGAAGAGGGAGAAACCCAUGAAAAGUAGAAGGCAUGACAGUGAUAGUGAUGGUUCUGCUAGUGACGGAAGCACUGAUUCUCAUAAUAUGAAGAAGAUUAAAGGAACUUCAGUGAAGUAUGAGGGAAGUAGAAGACGUGGCAAUUCCACUGAUGAUUAUGCGACUCAUGAUGAUGUUGGCAAGGUUACUUCCAGAAAGGAAGCUGAAAAAUACAAGAAGAACCGUGAGACUGAGAGGCAUGCUUCUGGUGCUGAUUCUAAGUCUGAAUUUAAUUCAUCUAAGGACAGAACCUCAGAGGUGAAGCAGCUCAUGAAAAGAUGGCAUGAUUCCGAGGAUGACCGUGAUAUUGAUGGCGAGGUGGAAAGGAGUAGAAGUUUAUACGGGAAGCUUAAAAGUCAGCAGGAAGGAAGUAGCAAGUUGGUAGGAGAUGACUAUACUUUGAUGGACCGCUGGAAGAGCGAGGAUUCAGGUGAGAAAAGCAGCCGGAUUCAGAUCAAAGAUGUUGAACCACAACGUGAAAGUAGGGUUGAUAGGAAUUAUGAAGGACGUGAAAGGCACGCCAAGGAUGAAGCUGAUCGUAAACGAGGGAGGUAUCAAAGAGAUGAUACGGAUAUUGAGUACGGGAGGCGUGGAAAGGAUAAUGAUGAUAAGCAGCAUGGAAAUCAAAGUCGUGCAAGAGCGGAGGAAGAAGAGCGAGGAAGUAGAGGUCGUGAUUCUUGGAAUUACGAAGAUCAUGGAAGGGAGAAGAGGCUUCGCCGCGAUGAAGAGGACCAUAAAGAGAAAAGAUAUCAGAGAGAUGAAGAGCAUGAUGGCAAGUACGGAAGACAUGGCAAGGUUAGUGAAGACCAUGAUGACAAGCACGGAAGACAUGACAAGGUUAGUGAAGAGCAAAGAAAUGGAAGUCGAAGGCGUGGAAGAGGCGAGGAAGAACUUGGGACUAAAAGUCACGAGAAGGACAAACAGAUGGACUAUUCCAAGAAAGCAAGAUAUGCUGAACCUCGGUUAAGUGAGAGCAAAAGAUAUGAGAGUGACAAACAUGAUGAAGGUCGGGCUAGGUACCGAGACUAAGAGUGAUGAAUGAUGGAGAGGAUUGGUAUCAUGGAAAAAGUUGGCUAAGCAGCGAAGAGGCUUGAUGCCAAAGUGAAGGAUCAUAUGUUAAAUUUGCUGGAAGAUUGAUUUCCCAACUCCCUUUUGUUUGCUAUAGAUUUGCUACUUUUGUCUGGUUUGUAUCAGAGCAUAUGGAAGAUGUAGUUGGUAAAACAAAGUAUUAUUUACCUUCAAUUGCAUGUUUGUUGAUUUA
Messenger RNA from Mercurialis annua (annual mercury), 2758 nucleotides. RefSeq lists its product as uncharacterized. The transcript is spliced from 4 exons. NCBI's taxonomy places the organism in Eukaryota, Viridiplantae, Streptophyta, Magnoliopsida, Malpighiales, Euphorbiaceae. The record is from RefSeq and is a predicted model, not a curated record. Bases 187 to 2526 code for a protein of 779 amino acids.